Molecule: messenger RNA, 846 nt
Organism: Hypoxylon trugodes
Lineage: Eukaryota; Fungi; Ascomycota; Sordariomycetes; Xylariales; Hypoxylaceae
Exons: 2
Coding region: 1-846 (281 amino acids)
Source: RefSeq, a predicted model, not a curated record
AUGGCGGAAGAUACGCCAGAAGUAAACCCGAUGGCAGACAUGCGUCACGCCCGAGAAACCGUCUCAACUUUUCAAAAGCACAUCGAGCGACUUGAAGUAGACGAAACACGCCCGCGCAGUCCUGUACUUCUAGAACCAUGGGAGUCCAAAAUUAAGCGCCACAGGUCCAAUAAUUCAGACGGCAGUUCUUCGCGCAGAGGUAUAUCUUUAUCAUCAACAAGAUGGAACAAGAGUGUCGGAAAGGAGUGGGCUGAGUCCCGUUCCGGAGCUCUGUGGCAUGAAAUUUCCAACGCUCUCGAGGAUGUCGCAAAGCAAUUCAAGGGCGUCGACUCAACAGCACUAAAGGAAUUCGUCAGCACACGCCAGAUAUUAGAAUUAGGAACCGAAUUCGUGCGGAUCUACCGUUGCGGGAGUAAGGCACUCGCAGCCGUAGAGAAGCCACCGUAUGCAGCCGGCGCGCUGUUCUGGAGCCUGCAAGGAGUGAAGCAGGGCGACACGCGCGCAUCGCAAUGGACGCGUGCUAGUGCCGAGAGACAAAAGGAAUGGGACCUUUCUGGUCACCUCGCGCGUUUCGUACUCCUAGCUGAUGGUUACCGCCGACAAGCCGAUCGCGAGGAUUGGGAUACGUGGAACACGGAUUUUGCGACAAAUACGAGCCUCUAUUUGUGCAUCCUGCGCUGUUUCUUGAUAAGAGACAAGAAACAACGGGAGCUAGCGCAAGAGCGAGAGUUGGGACUCACCCAACAGCCGCAAGAGACUCAGGAUCGAGAUUCCGUGCCGCGAAAACGAAGUUCUCGUAGUAGUAGUAGCAGGUUUUCCCGAAGCAGCAGAGGAACAUCGAACUAA